This is a messenger RNA of Rhinocladiella mackenziei CBS 650.93, 1968 nucleotides long. RefSeq lists its product as uncharacterized. The record is from RefSeq and is a predicted model, not a curated record. Gene Ontology annotation, cellular component: nucleus. The transcript has 3 exons. Lineage: Eukaryota; Fungi; Ascomycota; Eurotiomycetes; Chaetothyriales; Herpotrichiellaceae. Gene Ontology annotation, biological process: DNA-templated transcription; regulation of DNA-templated transcription. The coding region runs from base 1 to 1968 and encodes 655 amino acids. Gene Ontology annotation, molecular function: zinc ion binding; DNA-binding transcription factor activity, RNA polymerase II-specific; transcription cis-regulatory region binding.
AUGGACACCGGCUCAUCAGCCGCUCAGGCUCUCCGUGAGUCCUUCGGCGAUCGCAAGCCCAUCGAUAUCAGCCGCAAAAUCACCGCCUGCGUCGCUUGCCGGAAACAAAAGAUCAAAUGCCACAUGACCGAUGCCACACCACCCUGUACGCGUUGUAAAAAGCGGGGACUAUCUUGCGUGGUCAAUCGAAGUCUACAGAUGUUACUCGAAAGCGAUGUUGCAUGGAAGGCCAAUGUCGACGAGAAGCUUCGCAUGCUGGAAGAAUCCAUCAACAGACUGAACCAACAACGAUCCGAUACAUUCCAUGUUCCAAAUUCGUCUGCUUGCAACCGUGAGGGGCACACUGCCCAUAUUCCAGGUUCCGCACAAGACACCUCAGCUACGGGAUUCGCCGGGCCAAGUCAAUCUUCGUUCUCUUAUCAAGAAAUCUCUCCUCAAAUACAAGGUCCAACACAAAAGACCCCAACUACAGAAUCGCCGCCGCCGCAGAAUGAGCAGGGUCCAGGCUGGGAAGUUGUGAUGGACCUCAAUAGAGGACCAGGUAUUGUUCCAGCAUCCUGUGUGUCUGAAGUAUCCGAUUCGUCGCCAGCCACAACUCGUCAAAACUUGGCAGAAGACUUCGAUCUUGUAGAUCGCGGUAUCGUCACCAUCCAAGACGCGGAAACGUUUUUCAGUCUGUAUUACCGACGUCUCGACCACUUCCUCUACCGGAUCCUCGCCGAGCACGAUUCACUAUCCAGUGUACGAAAAAGCUCGCCUCUCUUGACCGCCGCCAUCUGUGCCGUGGGGGCUCUUCACACUCCUUCAAACAAAUAUCAAGCGUGCUACCAACAUUUUGUAGACCUUGCUUCCUCCAAGAUGUUUUCCAAAAGAAAUACUCACGAUGAUGUGAGAGCUCUUUGUAUCGGCGCAUUUUGGUUGAGCGAUAUAUCAUGGACACUCGUUGCCGCCCGCCUAGCAGGUGAACUAAAUCUUCAUCGAUGCAUCCCCAAAGCUCCUCACACCAAGAAGGCGUGUUAUUUACGUACUCGUCUCUACUAUCACGUUUAUGUCUGCGAUCACCAUUUCUCCAUUGCCUACGGCAGGCCGCCAUUGACGAGAGAUUUCAGCGCCAUCACUCCCCUCAGUGAGUUCCUCAAGUCCGAGUUCGCGACUGAGGACGACGCUAGACUAGUGAGCCAGGUGGAAAUCUGGUCGAUCAGCAAUCGUGUUUUUGAUCAAUUCAGCUUGGACCCUGAGGCUCAUCUAUCAGAUCAACUACUCCCUCAACUUCGGCGACUCGGUAUUGCAUUGGACACCUGGCGCGCGGACUGGAAUGAGCGCUUUCACGUCAACGAAUGCGUGGGCAACUAUCCUCGCAAAGGAGUCGGCCUUCAUUACCACUUCGCCAAAUUGUUUUUAUGUUCGCACGUGUUUAGAAGAGCUCCUCCUGCAGAAGGCGAGCACUCACAGCUCGAGCCAGACCUCGAAGAAUUUGCUGCCGUGGCGAUUCAUGCCGCCACGUCGAUUCUGCAAGUGACCGUGGUCGAUCAUGAAAUCCAGUCCUACUUACAUGGGCUUCCGGCAUACUUUGAUACCAUGAUCGCUUUUGCCUUUGUUUUCCUUUUGAAGGUCAUUCUCAAAAACCCGGCCAAUCUGAGAAUCGACAAGGCUGGGAUAUCUGAAACUUUGGACAGGUUGGCCGCGACAUUGAAGAGCAUAACAGCCAACAUGCAUCCCCGGCAUUUACUGACCAGCAUUGCAAGUAGCAUGCGAAAGCUCUUGGAUCGUUUCUUGCACGGUGCUCCCCAAGAAGCAGGACAAUUAACCCCGCCGUCAGCUCCCAUGGGUCCGCCAACGUCUUUCGAUGUCAACAACCGUUGGCUCAGUCCCACCGAUGCCAUGUUUCUGGAACAUUAUGAUUUCUUGUAUUCUCCAGGUGCAGACUUCAAUUUCGACAUUGACUUUGGAUCGAUGCAUCCAGAAUAA